This is a messenger RNA of Phyllopteryx taeniolatus (common seadragon), 1489 nucleotides long. It is a transcript of the gene rdh12l, whose product is annotated as retinol dehydrogenase 12, like. NCBI's taxonomy places the organism in Eukaryota, Metazoa, Chordata, Actinopteri, Syngnathiformes, Syngnathidae. The record is from RefSeq and is a predicted model, not a curated record. Bases 443 to 1339 code for a protein of 298 amino acids. The transcript is spliced from 7 exons.
UUUGUUAUUGAAUGAGGUUUUUUUUCUAGUUAGGGUUUUGUUAGUUAACGAUUGUUUAGCUCACCCAAGCCGUAACCCCGAAACGGAUAAACCUUUAACAUACACUACAAAGUUCCUCAUUUCUAUUCGUUGAACGACUCAUAACGUUUGGUGUUUUCACAUUGUAUCGCUUUCAAGGAAGACAAAUUGCGUCGGCACGGCGUGUCUCCAAUCGGGCGUAUCCUCGGCAAGGGUGGCCCCAUGUGAUCCGUUCUAACCAAUCACCUUUGAGCAAGGCCCUUCAACUGUCGCUAAUUGGCUGUAACGCGAGUUGGUCAAUUUCAGGUUGCCAGUUGUGCGUCGCAGGUUUUGAUGUUGAAAGUGAGAGAAGGCGUUUUUGUGAGUUUUGCUGAAGUUUUUGAUUCGAAUUGUUUGUUUUCCCGUUGACGUGGGAAAAAAAGACAUGCAGGCUAUAAGGAAUCUGUUCCGCGCUCCGUGGGCCAGCGCCGAGAAGCUGGAGGGCAAGACUGUGCUCAUCACCGGAGCCAACACCGGCAUCGGCUUGGAGGCGGCGGCCGACCUGGCCACGAGAGGUGCCCGAGUGAUCAUGGCGUGCCGUGACAUGGAGAAGGCUCAGGCGGCCAUCAAAGAGGUGAAGGAGCGCUCGCUGAACGAAAACGUGGUGUGCGUGAAACUGGACCUGUCUGACACUAAAUCCAUCCGAGAGUUUGCGCAGGCCAUCAAUGAAGGCGAGACCAAACUGAACAUCCUGAUCAACAACGCGGGCGUGAUGGCGUGCCCAUACGCCAAAACGGCCGACGGCUUCGAGUUGCAGAUAGGUGUCAAUCACUUCGGCCACUUCCUGUUGACAUUCCUCCUGCUAGACCUGCUGAAACGCUCCAGUCCGGCGCGUGUGGUGACGGUAUCCUCCAUGGCUCACUCUUGGGGCUCCAUCAACUUGGACGACAUCAACAGCGAGCGUGCCUACGACAAGAACAAAGCGUACGCGCAGAGCAAGCUAGCUAAUGUGCUGUUCACGCGCGCGCUCGCCAAACGGACGCAAGGCACGGGCGUGACGGCGUACUCUCUGCACCCGGGCGUGGUCCAGACGGACUUGUGGCGCCACCUGAACGGGCCUCAGCGCUUCUUCUUGAAGAUGGCCAGCCCCUUCACCAAGACGUCAGCGCAGGGCGCGCGCACCACCGUCUACUGCGCCGUCGAGCCAUCGCUCAGCGACCGGAGUGGCGGAUAUUACAGCAACUGCGCGCCCGCAAACUGCUCGACGGCGGGCGAGGACGACGAGCUGGCGCAGAAGCUGUGGGAGCUCAGCUGUCGGAUGCUCAACAUCACGUGGGACUGACUGCCUGCGAUUCCAACACUUCUUGCUAAUAUUCAUAAUGCAGCUUUUCGUCAUUUUCUCGUCAGCUUUGUACUGAAUGUUUGGGUCUACUGUAUCUGCUUGUGUUUGCACACCUGAAAAAUAUCUACUUAAUAAAUAAUACAAAGACAA